CCUCUUUCCAAAUAUCAGUUUGGUUAUCGCUUGGAAAAGAAGCAGAAAUGCCUUUAUCAUCAAAGAAUGAUUUUAUAUUUUAGCACAUAUAUCUUAUUUCCGAUUGUUUUUGUGAGAGUUUUAGCCUACACCGAUGACUUGAUCGACAUAACAUUUGGUCAACGAGAUUCUGCCUUUCUGAUCAGUGACAAUCAAAGCCUUAAAUAUAAUUCUUCAACAUUUUUUGCAUCAGCAAGCAACUUGGACCGUUAUGAGAUCGAUGCAUCGAUAGGAUUUUUGCACAGUUCUUUAACUGUCUUGGGUGAUAAGCUGAUCAAAAAUUCAAAAUUUCAUGUGACUGUACAUAGUUUUGAUAUGGAGAUAAGUGAAGAGACAAAAACGUUGCACUUUCUAUGUCAUGCAGUCUACUAUGGUAAAGUCAGUGAAUUAGCAUUUGAAUCGAGCAGUAUGUGUUGCAUUAUAUCCAUAAAUGCUUCGUACUUUAACGAGUUGACAUCUUGUGUUCUGAUUAUCGACCGUGUUAGUGAAAACUGGAUAUGCCAUGCAUCAAUUCAACUUCCACAAGCUCUUUGGAAGCAGAACCAGUCGCCAGAAGUUACUCUUGCAUAUGCGUCAUCGGGUUUUAUUUCGAAUCUGGAUAACGUCAAACAAAAACAUGAUAAUCAUGAUAAUUUUAAGCGCUGUCACUUGUCACUAAAUCACGUCAAGUUAUCGUUUGUUUCUAUCCCAUCAGUUAACAUUGCACAUACAGUCCCAGAUGCUAUUCGUGAAUUAGGAAGAAGUUUAUUGUUACAGAUCCCGAGGAGGGAAUUAAAAACAAAUGAGGAAUUUUUGGUAACUGUUCGUCUGAAACGUUUUGACGAUGUUUCGGAUUUUACUUUGAGAUGUGAAAUACCAUCCAAUACUUAUGUUGAAUUUGUUCGUGUAAUCUGGCCAGCUGGUGUGAAUUCAAUAAUAUCUCCUUCAUCGUCAUCAUCAUUAUCAUCACCAGUAUCCUUAUCAUCAACAACUAAUGGUGAUACAAGUUCUUCCAUAGAAGUUGAAGAAUUUUUUGAUACUCAAACUGGACCAACUAGUAGAUCUUCUGAAAGAAAUGACAUAAGAUCACAUAAUAUGUGGGAUGUGUUUCACAGAAGUGUAAUCAGUUCAAAACGUAAUGUAACUGAAAUUGUUGCUCGUUUCAGAGAAGAUUUAGUUACAUCUAAUCCAUCUUCAAAAUACAGUUCAGCAACUGAAGUGUAUAAAUUACAAUUUCGUGUUAACAAACCUCAGUCUAAUUCACCUGGACGUGUUGCACCAAGAAUAUUUUGGAGUUUAGUUAGUUUAAGUCGACGAAAUUCCCCAGAUCAUUCGAUUAGUGCAAGUCCAGUUGUGACAAGAUUGAAUAUUGAGCCGUCUGAAUUCAAACACAUAACAAUGGUGUUAAAAACAUCGGCAUUGGUAAAUCUUGCAGUUUUAACUGGACAACCAACUACUUAUCCUGUAUGGGUAUAUGGUUUAACACAUGAUUUAAAAUUAAUUGAUAUCACUAAUAAAGCAACAUGUCAUACUGGUGAUGAUGCUGUAAUACAUUUUGCACAAGAUAUUUGUUCAAAACUUGGAUUCUCUGGUGCAGAAUUAGAUGGUUCUCCAGGAUUACCAUUAGUAGCAAAAAUGGAUGGUCGUAGUGCUAGUGCAACACUAUUAGUUUGGUAUCCAAAAUCACCUUCACUUAAAUUAAUUGUUGAAUCAAGUUCAACUAAUAGUUAUGAUUCUAUGAAUCAAGAUUCAUCAAAUCAUAUUACAAUAAAACGUCUUGCUACAGAAAUUGUUGCAGCACAUUCAAAUUUUCAUAAAUCUUCAUGGACAAAUCAAAUUAAUUCAACUGAGGCGCCUCAAUUUUUUCAAUACUUUAGGAUACGUAUAAUGGCAAGGUUUAUUUUAGCUAGUUCUGUUUUACAUGAUAAAGAUGUACUUGGUGGACGUAUUAAUCAAUAUGUUGAUGUCACUGAAUUUACAAUACAUCGUUUACGUUUAGAAUAUAUUCAUGAAAAUUUAAUCAAUAAUCAUUUAUUAAAAAAUUCCAAUGAAAAUUAUUUAAUCAAUAUAAAUCAAUCAAUCAAUAAUCAUUAUCAAUUACCAAUACGUUUAAUUAAAUUAGGUAAUCAUUAUAAUCAGAAAUUAACCAAUCAAUUAUCUUCUACAUUAUCUUCAUCAUUAUCAUCAUUCAAUUCAAAUCAAUUUAUUAAACCAUUACGUGUAUGGAUUAUUGGACAAUAUAUUGGUAAUGUUAAAUUAUAUUUAUCACCAAUUAAUAGAAAUUUAUUAAAUACAUUUAUACCGCCAGGUUUAAUAAAACAAUUAAAAGAUCAUACAUCAAUACAAUUACAUAAUGAUAAUCAAUCAUUAUUAUUAAAAAAUGAUGAACAAUUUAAAGAGCCAAGUAUAACUGUUCAUGUUACAGAUGAAACAAGUAUAUGGCCUGUUGGAUUAUCUGCACAAUUAGUAACAGAUUUCUCUAUCUCUGUUAGUCAUUCAUCUGGUAUGGAUGAUACACAUCAAAGAACAAGUUCAACUUUAUCAUCUUCAAAUAGUAAUAAUAAUAAUAUUGAUAAUAAUAAUAAUAAUAAUGAUAAUUUAUUCUUAUCAUCAUCUACAGAACGUAUGCCAAUUCUAUCUGGUGUUUAUUCACUUAAAAUUGAAUUAAAAGGUAGUAAAUUAACUCAUAGUGGAUCAAUUAAUUCAGAAUUUAAUCAACCAAAUAUAAAUACACAUAGAAAAAUGUCAAUAUUAUCUAAUAAUAAUGAUAAUUAUAAUUUGAAUAAUAAAACAAAUCAAUUAAAUACAAUUACAAUGGGUAAUCCUAUUGGAUUUCUUAUUGUAUGGAUACAUUUAUCUGAUGGUUCAUCUAUUUUAUGGAAUCGAAUGACUGAGAUUUAUGAACAACUAUAUGGAAAGGAUAAGAUUCCAAUGAGUUUAUCAAUUAAAAAUUGUCGACCUGAUUUAUUCUGGAUUGAAACUAGUUCACCUGGAUUAGUAGAAAGAAAACAACGUUCUAUAAGAGGAAUAUCGCGAACUUCAAAUUUUUUCUCAUCAGAAUCUUCUCAAAUUUUAUCGAAAUCUUCAUUUAUUCGACAAAAUAAUAAUCGAUUUCGUGGAUUAUCUCGUCGUUCAGUACGUAUGAAACCACAUUUACUUCGAACUGGUGAUCAUUCUAUAACACGUAAUCAACAAAUAUACAGUAAUAUGUUACGUAAUGGAAUCGUAAAGAACAUAACAUUAAUUAAUGCAAGUAAUUAUUGGUCUGGUCCAAUAGUAUGGUUACUUCACAGAAAAAUCAAAUUUUCUGGUGAUAUAUUAGAAGUUGGACUAACAUCACCAAGUGGAAAUCUUCUAGUUCCACAUGUUCGUAUUCGUGGUGAAAUAAUAACUCCUAAAAAUAGUUUAUCUAUGAAUGAAUACUUAGAAAGUAACGAUCAUUAUGAAUUUAAUCCAAAAACUAUACAAGAAAGUAAGACCAGUGAAGGCAAUAUACAUGGUUCUAUGGCAUUUAAAGAUGCUCCUGGAUUUCAAAAACUUGGUUAUUAUCAUCCAAUGCAUUCAUCAUCUUCAUCGUCAUCAGCAUUACCAUCAUCGUCUUCGGAAAAAAUCUCUAAUUCACAAAACCCUCAGCUAUCUAAUACUGUUUCUAUAAAUUCUGAUGAUAUUAAUGUAGACGAUAGAUUGUCUAUUUUAUCUGAUGUUGGUGGUGGAAAUACUAAUCAUUUAGAAAAUAAAGAAUUAAUACAAGACAUUAAAAAUAAACCAUCCAUUAAUCCCAGGAGUGGUAGUCGUAACAGUAACAGUGGUUACAAUGGUAUUAAUGGAAACAAUGACAGGGCUAACGAUGCAAAAACUAGUUCAAGACCUGCAUUAGAAAUGAGUAUGUAUAUUUUACUUGGUCUAUUUGCUGUAGUUGGACUUGUAUUUGCUGUCAAUUGUGGAGUUGUUGUUGUACGUUAUCGUUGGGAAAAGAUGAAUAUGGAUAAUACUGACGGUAUUGACACUGCUACUCGUAAUGGCAGCUGUAGUAUUGCUAGUGGUUGUGUUCGAGGAAAAUAUAAUAAAUCACUUAAUAAUGAUAACAAUCACUCUCAAUCUUUAACAUUUACUGACCCAGUAUCCAAUAAUAAUGAGGUGACAGAUCAUAAUCAAUUAAUAUCGGCUAUUUCUACUUCACCAAAGUAUAAUUGGAAAAAUCGUCCGAAGAGUGAUGCUGAUAAUCAUGACAAAUUAUUACCCACUAAUAUUAAUAGUCAUAACAAUAAUAAAGAACGGAAACGUACUAAACGAUCUGCUUCAUCAGUGUUUGGCAGUCGUCAAAAACACAAGCCAUUGUUACAUCGUGAUUCAAGUUGGGUAUGGGUUGGUCGUCAACAUGUUAUUAGUGAACGAAAUGAAAUUGAUAAACUAGACGAAAACUCAAAUCCUCAUCACCAUCACCAUGGUCAGCUUAUUGGUUAUAAUUCGGAAUUAACUAAUUUUAGCAUAACAGCGCCAAAUUCUACUACUAAUAACAUUAUUAAUAAUGGUAGUAGCAUUGGUGUACCAAAAAUAGAUGCCAGUUUAUCUCAUACACAUAAACGUCCAGUGCAAUUUAAUGGAAUGAAGAAAAAUUCUACAACUGCUGUAUUAUCAGUUGGUGAAGCUGAUUUGUUAUUAUUACAGUCACCAUAUCGUGAAAGUGUAUGGCAAGAUACUUUACGUUCAGACACUAUAGAAUCGGAUUCACGUUUCUUAUAUGUAACAAGUGAUAAUCUUACACAACAAUUUGGAUAUACAGAAGAAAUACAACCUAAUUCAUUUUUGUAUAACCGAUUGUCUAUACCUGCCAGUAAUGCACCUAAGAAUGAGUGUCAAACACUUGGUCGUCACUUGAAACGUCAUACAACAGCAUUUACGCAGCGCAAUUAUCAGGGUCAAGAAUGUAGUAUCAGAAUAAUUAGUAAUCCAAUAUCAAAUAAGAAGCAACAUUAUCAUGUACAACAAGAACUAACUCAACAAUUCCUUAAUCCACAACUUUUCCUAUCAGAUUAUUCUCCAGAAAAUAUGAAAUAUAUCAAUCAACAGAGUAAUAAUAAUAAUAAUAAUACAUUAACAAACUCUGUAAUAGUUAGUGAAUCCUGGUUAAACAACUCAAAUCCAUUGAUGAUGUUAAAUGGAAGUGCUAGUGCAUCAUUACAUCGUAAACAAAUAUUACCAGUUCAUUUACAUGAUGAACGUACUACCACAGUACUAUGUAGUGAUCUAUUAAAUCACAAUGAUAUUUCAUUAUCAACUAUGAAUAAAUCGAAAAACAUUACAAAUAUAAAACAUUCUCCUGUGAUCUCAUCACCAAUUAAUCGACAUCAAUCUGUUUGUCAAAUGUUAUCACCUCUACCUAUAUGUCUAUCACAGGUUUGUAAUGAUGAAUCAAGUUUGAUUACAUCUUCGCAACAUCAACAUUAUCAGAGUAAUUUUAAUCAAGAUUGGAUGAUUUCAGGUUACCGUAGACAACCUUUAUUAAAUACAGAUGAUAUACAUCAUAAAGAUUUUUUAGAACAUAAUAAUAGUAAUAAUCAAUCUACAAUAGACAGACAAGAUUGUACAACAAUAGAAAUGUUAAAUGUUUCUUCACCUAUAUGUCCAUUGAACUCUCCAUGGCAAAUAAGAAAAACAUUAGAGAAAUCUUUAAAACGGAAUCAAUCCGAUUGUUGUUCAACUAAUCAACAAUGUGAAUUACACAGUCCAUUAAUAGAUCAUACCAAUAUCCAUGAAAAUCAUUUACAACUUAAUGAAGUAUUAGAAUUAAAUGAAACUAGUUCAUUUAAUCAAAGUCCACCAAAUCCUCCAAUAAGAACUACAAGUCGUGGAGCUAUUACUUAUCAUACACUUGGUCAUUUAACAAGACAUAAUAAUAAUAAUACAAAUAAUCAACAUCCACGUCCACUUAGUUUGCCUCAAAGUUUCCAUGUAACAAAUGAAUUGUAUUCAGCCUUAUGUCAAACUGAUUCUUCUAAAGAAUGUGUAAAAAUUUUAAAUGAAAAUAUUUAUAAAAAACAUAAAACUAAACAAAAUAACAUCGAUACUAUUAAUAACAAUAAUAAUAACACAUCAGAAAUUUGUCAAGAUUGUCUUUUCUCUUCAUCCUAUGAUAUUUUAUCAAAAUAUUUAAAUAAACAACAAAGUCCAAGUGAAGAAAGUUUAUGGUGGUAUCAUCCGGUACAUCAGAAACGACGACGUAAACGUAAGCAUCAAUCUAAAACUCAUGUUGAAGAUAAUAAAUCUAACCAUCAUCAUCAUCAUCAGCAGCAGCAGCAUCAUCAUCAUCAUUUUCAACACCAUCAUUAUCAUCAUCAAAAUCAUUGUGAUCAAUCAAUUACAAAACAUCAUCAAAAAUUAGAUAAUUAUAUAAGUAAUAUAUCAGAACAGUCAAGAGAUUUGUCAAUUCCUAUGAUCACGAAAUAUGAUACUACUGAAUUAAAUGAUAAUGGACUAACAAAUUCUGCACUGUAUUCAGAUAAAGGAAUUGAUUCACAACAAAAUUUAUGUGAAUCUAUAGAGCAUAAUGAUUUCAAACCAAAUACCGUUGUAAUAAAUGAUCAUGAAAAAUCAUCAUCAUCAACAUCAUCAUCAUCUACUUCUUCUUCUUCUUCUUCUUCUUCUUCUUCAACAUCAUCAACAGCGAUGAUGCCAUUACAACAACAACAACAACAAUAUCAUUCCAUAAAAUCUCAUCAUAAAAAUAUGAAUAAAUAUCAAUUUAUGAAUUCACAAACAGAUUUAAGUUGGGAACAAGAAUUAUUAUGUUUAUCUCAUGAUCGUUUAGUUGCUUAUUUUGCUGAAAUGAAAGAAUCUAAUGCUUAAUGCUUACAAUUCUAUUCUUCUAUUAUUAAGAAAAAAAAAGGCAUAGUGACUUGUAUUAAUUCAAUGAGAUUCAUUAUGAUUUCAAUCUACUUAAAGUAUAUUAUGUUUAGAUCAUGCAUAUAUUAGAUAUCACAUUUUAAUUUUCAUUAUAUUCAUUCAAUUGAUUACAUGUUAUCAAUAUUGAAUCAAUGUGAUUA
This is a messenger RNA of Schistosoma margrebowiei, 7061 nucleotides long. NCBI's taxonomy places the organism in Eukaryota, Metazoa, Platyhelminthes, Trematoda, Strigeidida, Schistosomatidae. The record is from the annotation of a GenBank genome assembly.